AUGUUUUGAGAUUAAAUGCUGUCCCUAGGCUACCAGCACUCACAACAGCCCCAUUCGGGUAUUUGCGGGUUGUGUUCUUGUAAAAUCAAAGUUGAAGGUUGUGCUGCUCUGACUUCAGCUCUGACAUCAAACCCAUCACACCUGAGAGAACUGCAUCUGUCUUUAAAUAAUCUUGGAGAUUCAGGAAUGGAGCAUCUCUCUGCUGUACUGGAGAAUCCUAGGUGCAAACUGGAGAAACUCUGGUUGAGUGAUUGUAAUAUCACAGAUGAAGGUUGUGUUGCUCUGGCUUCAGCUUUGACAUCGAACCCAUUCCAUCUGAGAGGACUGAGUCUGUGUAAUAAUAAUCUUGGAGAUUUAGGAGUGAAGCUGCUGUCUGCUGUACUGGAGAAUCGCCACUGUAAACUGGAGAUACUAAAGUUGUGCUCUUGUAAUAUCAAAGCUGAAGGUUGUUUUGCUCUGACUUCAGCUCUGAGAUCAAACCCAUCACACCUGAGAGCUCUGAGUUUGUCUCAGAAUAAUCUGGGAGAUAAAGGAUUGAAGCUGAUCUCUGAUCUGACAAAUGAUUCAAAUUACAAACUGAGAAACCUAAGAAUCACAGUAAAGAUGAAUUCAUAACAAGAGGUGAAACAAUAAAUAACAGCUUCAAUCAACACAAGCAAAAGAGACUUGAAGACGACAUCCUGAUCUCAGUGUGUGUGCGUGUGCGUGUGUGUGUGUGAAAUAACAAUGAAAGUGACAUUAAUUCUGCUACAGUCCUUUAUCUGUGUGAGAUCUGUUGUUUAGGAAAGAGUUUCUCAAAGAGACCUGCAGCGAGUUUGUCAUAUUGUUUAUAAAAGUACAAAUACUAAAAUAAACAGAACUGUAAGAUUGUGUACUUUUGUGAAUGUGUUCAUGUAUGCUUUACAUGUAAUGCAUUUCUGUAUAUAAUAUUUGUGUUAACAUAUUUUUGUAUAAGAUUCAUGUUUUAAAGUUUUUGUACAAUUACAGAAAGAAAAUAAAUGGCUCCAUUUCCAUGACAAAGA
Misgurnus anguillicaudatus (oriental weatherfish) is the source of this 1022-nucleotide messenger RNA. RefSeq lists its product as uncharacterized. Lineage: Eukaryota; Metazoa; Chordata; Actinopteri; Cypriniformes; Cobitidae. The record is from RefSeq and is a predicted model, not a curated record. Gene Ontology annotation, molecular function: protein binding.